Durusdinium trenchii is the source of this 1131-nucleotide messenger RNA. The record is from the annotation of a GenBank genome assembly. NCBI's taxonomy places the organism in Eukaryota, Dinophyceae, Suessiales, Symbiodiniaceae.
AUGGCCUUGCGCGGCAUCCUUUUCUCCCUCCUUCACUUCGACCUGGUGGAUCUGUCCCUGGCGGAGGGCGCGGAGGCCGCGGAAAGCUCCACACGCUUUCUGCGGGGACGCCAGCUGCAGACCGACAGUCAGCGUUUGGUGCAAGCGCAAUGCAAGCCAGGAUACUCUGACGUCACGAAUGGCCAGGCCUACUACUGGUCAUGCGCUCAUUACUGCGAAGGUGGCAAAUACUAUGCGACGAAAGGCUGCAUUUGUGCCUGCCUUACUCCCAAGCAGGAAGAGGUUUGGCUCGCCUCUGGUGGAGUGGCCGGUUCUGCGGAUGGAGAAGCAGACGGGUCAACAGAUGUUGGACGGAUUCUGGUGACGCCCUUGCCACGAACAACAACGGUACAAGACCGCGGACCGGUGCAACCCAUUCCCAUUGGUGAGCUGAACGGCGGGGAGUGGCACGGAUCGCCCAGCGUGGUCGAAGGCCCAAUUCUCCCCAGUCGCUGGGCCACCACCUCUGGAGCGCCCGACGUGGAGAGCGAGGAUACCGGUUUGGACCUGAUGCUCUUGUCGCUUUUGGGUGCUGGUUGUAUCGUGGCUGUGGCAGUGCUGGGCUUGGUUUGCUUUAACUGGCGGACAUUGUUAGGAAGCUGCACAAAGAAGAAGCGUGAAUCACCCAAAGUCUUUGCUCAAUCACCGGUGCUGCAGUUGCAUUUGCCCAAGGAUUUGUGUCCGCAGCCCGUGAUCAACCUUGACCUGUCAUCGCGGAGGUCCAGCAAGACCAGUGAGGGAGCAAUUGCAACGACCGGCCCAGCAGCCGUUGCGCCCAGCAGCCGUCGCUCAAGCAAGGCUUCAGGUGUCAGUGUCGCAGUGGCUUCAGCACGACCGGAGCGGAACCUCUUGAAGCCUCCACCCGCACGGGACUACAUCCCCAGUGACGUAAGUACCUGCAGCGGCGUCAGCAGUGCAGAGAGUCUUCAGAGCUGGGCCCAUCGAGUGGAGAAGCCCCACAGCGGGAGCAGUGGACGGCAGUUGACACCUGAGCCGAAAGGCAGUCGGAGCUCGAGUCGACGUUCCAGUCGUUCAAGUCGGAAGAUCUCCAAGGUUAAGCCCUUGGAAGGUCAGACUUCGGCUUCGCACUAA